GUUGGCUUUGAAGGCGGGUCCUCAACCGGCGUGGGCGCGCAGGGCGCGUCCUUCAGAGCGACGUCGGCCCGCCCACGCCUACGCCAUGGCUGCCCGGUUUGUUCUGCGGCGGGGUCAAGCUGAGGCGCUGAAGACUGUGCUCCUGGAAGGGUUGGUGCUCCGAGGACUUGCUUCAACCGUGUCUCUCUCUGCACAGUCAGGGAAGAAUGGAAAGGAUCUGCCGUCAAAUCCCAAGAAACAAAGUCCGCCAAAAAAUGUAGAGAAACCAAAGGAGAAGGGCAAGCUACUAACCACCCACCCAGCAGCCCCGGUGCCCCCCGGCUUGUCUCCAAGUGCUUCCUCCCCGGCAGCUGGGAACAGAGGCAGGGCAGUGGCUGGCACUCACCCUGGUGGCAGGGGCAGCAAGUUGCCCACGGAGGAAGGGCUCCUGAAAGCUUUGGCGAGAAAGACUUUGGUAGCAUUUCCUCAAAAGGUUCCAUCUCCACUCGGAGUGCAGGGUCUGGGUGCAGAGGCUCAUGGGGGUGCCCGGAAGGAGACAGAUGAUUCAUCCUCAUCCUCAUCCUCAUCCAGCUCCCCGUCUUCGGACUCAGAGUCUGACGAGGAGUGGGAUGUCCCGAAGGCUAGACCCCGAGUAGGGAGCAGAGGCCAGGGAGGGUCUCUAACCCCAGAGGACACCCGGCCCUCUGAGAACAGAGCCCCCGGAGUCACAGUGUCCGCCAAAGAGCAGAGCAGGGUGCAGAAGCCACACACAGAUGUCACCUACCCAGAGAGGGCCUCUCAGCCAAAGAAGAAAAGGAACCCCCCCAUGCCUUUAGAGAGCAGAGAAGAGGCCGUACCAGAAUUCAUGACACCCAGAUCCCAAGCCGAGGGCGAGGCUUUGAAGCAGAAGGCAAAGGUUGAGCGAUGGCAGAAAACUCACAGACCGAAGGAGAUGGAGAAAGGAAGCCAGAAGCCCCUAGGAGUGGGAGGAAUCUCCCCUGACCGCACAGAGGCCAGGAUUUCCACACAGCUAAGAGGCCGCCUGGUGCCCACACCGAACACCCAGGAGGCUUCCUGCCCUGGGGCCCAGGUACCAGAGCCUGAUGGAAAGCUGGCUUUACCCUGGGUCCAAGAAGAAAAGACUGGGAAGCCAGCCGGAGGAGGACACUCAGAGGCCAAGGGGAUCUUGGAAGAUCAGGGAAGUGUGAGAAGUUCGAAGCCAGUUGCUGUUCAGGAGGAAGUGGCUCAGACCACAGGCCUGAAGCCAGAGGAGGGACCAGCCCCGCCCCUGGAGGCCCCAGGCGACACACAGGAGUCCGCCCCGGCCCAUGCAGCCGCCGAGCCAUUCGACAACACCACCUACAGGAACCUGCAGCACCACGACUACAACGCCUACACCUUCCUGGACCUGAACCUGGACCUCUCGAGGUUCAGGCUGCCCCAGCCCUCGUCCGGAAGGGAGUCCCCUCGGCACUGAGCGCCUCAGCCUCUGUCCGCUCUCUUCCUGCCUGCAGAAAUAAAGUUGCUCCAGAGUCGCAGCGUCCAACCCAUGUCGUGGACCUCCCUCAUGUCCGCACCUGUGUGCUGAGCACUUGCUGCUAUACGGUGUGCACUUAGGAACACCCAUGUGUGCAAGGGGCCGGCUCCGAGCAAAGCUGUGGCCAGCAGGGAAAGUCCUUGAAGUUAGUGUUGGGUGUGAAAGCUCCCAGGGACUGAGAGGAGUAGGUGUGGGGUGACGUAGCAGUGACUUCUCAGGUCUGGGCUUUGGUGGCUUGGAGGUGCGAGUUUCACUACUUAUAACUACUGCAUUACCAAGAAAUGCAGGUACUAGAGGAUUUUAUCUGAAAGGGGCAGGCUUGUUUUGUUGACUCCAUCAGGUGUCUGAUGCCAACUUGGAGGAAACUUAGUGUCAAGGUGAAGACAGAUGCAUGUUUCGUGCCCCCGGAACAGCUAUAUCUCAGCCUGAGCCGGUUUCUGGUGGUAACCUGGCUGUCUCAGGGCGCCGUGGGUGCUUCGUGCGUCCCCCAGACCCUUGGCACCUGCACCCGCGGGGACCAGUGUGGGUGAGAGCCGAGACAUGUCCCUGUCACCAGAAGCAGUGUGCCAGGCCCCAGAGGGGAUGUGUGACGUCCGAUCAGUGUUGGCUUUCCUUACGUGCUUGUUAGGGCCACACUCUAACUUAAGGUUUAUGUCAUUUGUGUUCCAGUCCUGGGCCUCAGCCCCCAGCCACUCAGUACAGCACAUCGGUAAGUUCAGUUUCAGGGUUCGGUGACCCUACUUUUCUGAAGCUUAGAGAACCAGUGUUGCUUCUGAUUCUGUAGGCGCCCAAGAGGCUUAGCAACUCAGGCCCUGCUAAUCACAUUUUAGCGUAGAGGCAGUAGAACCACAUUCCCAGAGAGGACUGGAGAGUACUGCAGACCCACGCGCUGGCCCACCUUGGCGACAUCCCCUUGCCUGGUGGCCGGAGCUGCAGGUUGACAACUUUCCUACAUCUCAGGCGGGUGGGCAGUGCCAUGCUCGUGCUGUUUGUGUUCUUUUCAAAGCUAGUUUCUGAGAUCUGGGGUGUCCCUGUGGGUUGUGGCCGCAGGGUGUGAGUAAGUAGGAAUGUAAGACUUAAGUCUCACUUUUACUCCUGGAGCGUGAACAGCCAAGAGGAUUUCACGAUGC
Messenger RNA from Fukomys damarensis (Damara mole-rat), 2646 nucleotides. It is a transcript of the gene Ndufv3, whose product is annotated as NADH:ubiquinone oxidoreductase subunit V3. Gene Ontology annotation, biological process: mitochondrial ATP synthesis coupled electron transport. The coding region runs from base 86 to 1456 and encodes 456 amino acids. The transcript is spliced from 4 exons. The record is from RefSeq and is a predicted model, not a curated record. Gene Ontology annotation, cellular component: mitochondrion. NCBI's taxonomy places the organism in Eukaryota, Metazoa, Chordata, Mammalia, Rodentia, Bathyergidae.